Acanthochromis polyacanthus (spiny chromis) is the source of this 1275-nucleotide messenger RNA. RefSeq names its product LIM domain only 4b (gene lmo4b). The transcript has 5 exons. The record is from RefSeq and is a predicted model, not a curated record. Lineage: Eukaryota; Metazoa; Chordata; Actinopteri; Pomacentridae. Bases 466 to 963 code for a protein of 165 amino acids.
UUCUUCCUGUCAGCGACACAUGUAGAACAAGCAGCUAACGGGACUCAGAGCAGAGCAGAGGACCGUCACUUUACUGCCUCCCCGCCUGCCUCCGUCCUUCUGUUUUUUCCCCCUCAAUCUCUUCUUUUUUUGCUCAAACAGCGAACUUUCUCGGCUCCGGAGGAAAUUAGCGGCAUGCGCAAUCCCCAAACUGCAAUGGACUCCUUUUGUUCGAGCGAAAUAAAAGCGGCGGCAGCAGUGAAACGCGGAUCAUCCAGUGGAAAUACUAUCUGAUAACUCCAUUUGCUGUGCGCAGAGAACAGCCGAGCGGAGGGAUCGCUGGAGGCCGACGGAGCGCCGCGGUGCGUCCGCCUUCUACCUGCACUUUGUGGGACUGUUGCAGCUACCUGUCCGCCCGCUGCUCCUCCACCUCCCGAAGCCGACAACUUUACAGCCAUUACACUCAAAAACCACAAGCGAGGGACGAUGGUGAAUCCCGGAGGCAGCAGCCAGCCACCGCCGGUGGGGACGGGCUCUCUGUCCUGGAAGCGUUGCGCCGGCUGCGGUGGCAAAAUCGCAGACCGUUUCCUCCUUUACACCAUGGACAGCUACUGGCACAGCCGAUGCCUGAAGUGCUCCUGCUGCCAGGCCCAGCUGGGCGAAAUCGGCACGUCGUGCUACACAAAAAGCGGCAUGAUCCUGUGCAGAACCGAUUACAUCAGAUUAUUUGGAAACAGUGGAGCUUGCAGCGCUUGUGGUCAGUCGAUUCCAGCCAGUGAACUGGUGAUGAGGGCGCAGGGCAACGUGUACCAUCUCAAGUGUUUCACAUGUUCCACCUGCCGGAACCGGCUCGUCCCUGGGGAUCGGUUCCACUACAUCAACGGCAGCCUGUUCUGCGAACACGACAGACCCACAGCGCUCAUCAAUGGCCAUUUGAGUUCACUGCAGACGAACCCACUACUGCCCGACCAGAAGGUGUGUUAGACGGGAGCCGUGCAGGAAGCAGGAUGUGUGCUUCAUUUUAGCCCUUACUCAUUGUCACCUGAGACAGCGUGGAUCAGCAGCACCCCGGCCUUUUUAUGUGCUCCCAGGCCUUUCGCCCUAAAGGAAUCCUCUACCCAUCUCCCCCAGUAACCUGACUUUUAUUUCUGCAACCAUACCCACGCUCAGCCUUCAAACCUUGGCUUUUCCCCACGUAUGGGUGGAUACUUGCACUUAACGCACCUGAUUCGGGACGCUGAGGACUCUGUGACCUUGGGAUAAAAAUUUUAAAAAAGAAAAGAAAAAAAAAGGAGA